CCCGCCGGAGCCGGGUCCCAGCCCCAGCCGAGCCCCAGCCGAGCCCCAGCCGAGCCGAGCCGGGGCGCGCCAGGCGUCUGCAGCCAUGCUGGCCCGCUGUGCCGCGCGCACCUGUGCGCUGCUCACCCUGUGCCUCCUGGGCAGCCGGGCCCAGGAUUUCGGGCCGACGCGCUUCAUCUGCACUUCGGUGCCGGUGGACGCCGACAUGUGCGCCGCGUCCGUGGCCGCCGGCGGCGCGGAGGAGCUCCGGAGCAACGUCCUGCAGCUCCGCGAGACUGUGCUGCAACAGAAGGAGACCAUCCUCAGCCAGAAGGAGACCAUCCGGGAGCUGACCACCAAGCUCGGCCGCUGCGAGAGCCAGAGCACGCUGGACGUGGGUCCGGGCGAGGCCAGGGCUGGCGGCGGCCGCAAGCAGCCGGGGUCGGGCAAGAACACGAUGGGCGACCUGUCCCGGACGCCCGCCGCCGAGACGCUCAGCCAACUCGGCCAAACUUUGCAGUCGCUCAAAACCCGCCUGGAGAACCUCGAGCAGUACAGCCGCCUCAAUUCCUCCAGCCAGACCAACAGCCUCAAGGAUCUGCUGCAGAGCAAGAUCGAUGACCUGGAGCGGCAGGUGCUGUCUCGGGUGAACACGCUGGAGGAGGGCAAGGGGGGCCCCAAGAACGACACGGAGGAGAGGGUCAAGAUCGAGAGCGCCUUGACCUCCCUGCACCAGAGGAUCAGCGAGCUGGAGAAAGGUCAGAAAGACAAUCGCCCUGGAGAUAAGUUUCAGCUGACUUUCCCACUACGAACCAACUACAUGUAUGCCAAGGUGAGGAAGAGCCUGCCGGAGAUGUAUGCCUUCACUGUGUGCAUGUGGCUCAAGUCCAGCGCAGCGCCCGGUGUGGGCACACCCUUCUCUUAUGCUGUGCCUGGCCAGGCUAACGAGCUGGUCCUCAUCGAGUGGGGCAACAACCCCAUGGAGAUCCUCAUCAACGACAAGGUGGCCAAGCUGCCCUUUGUAAUCAACGAUGGCAAGUGGCAUCAUAUCUGCGUCACCUGGACCACCCGGGAUGGGGUCUGGGAGGCCUACCAAGAUGGCACCCAGGGCGGCAAUGGCGAGAACCUGGCUCCCUAUCACCCCAUCAAGCCUCAGGGUGUGCUGGUGCUGGGUCAGGAGCAGGACACUCUAGGUGGCGGGUUUGAUGCCACCCAAGCGUUUGUGGGUGAGCUGGCCCAUUUCAACAUCUGGGACCGCAAGCUGACCCCUGGGGAGGUGUACAACCUGGCCACCUGCAGCACCAAGGCCCUCUCCGGCAAUGUCAUCGCCUGGGCUGAGUCUCAGAUUGAGAUCUUCGGUGGAGCCACCAAGUGGACAUUCGAGGCCUGUCGCCAGAUCAACUGAAGGCUUCAGGCGAGGGCUGAGCCCCCAGCCUCUCACCUGCCCACCCUGCUUGUGCGGUGAUGACCCAUCGUCUCUUCUGCCCCCUCCCCAGGAAUGACUCAAGGCCAUGGCCCCUGCACACGCACACGCACACAGCCUGGUUUGUCCUCCUUGUGCACACGAAUCAGUCCUGGCUCUCCUCUGGCCCUGAGGACACCCACUUCUCCCUAGGAGCCCGACUGUUUCCCAGGCAUGCCCAGCUAAAGCAGGCAACAUCAGCUUUGACAAUGCAGAAUUAGGUGAGAGAGCGUGUGUGUGCAUGCAUAUGUCUGGGGGAGGCUAUUCUUUCAGAAUGUAGUCUUUCAUUCCAUCCUCGUGGUUUUGGGAAAUCUCACGAUGGGUCAGAAGUCUGUCUUUGCCCACCUGGUCGGCUGCCUGCAGUCUUGGGUCUGGUGCAGCUUUGGCACGUGAGUUUAUCUUCAUUUGUAGACCUCUUUGAGAGUGACACAGCUCUCAGUUGACGUGGUAUCUUCUAGUGAUUUGUUCAGGCUGGGGCACCUUUCCUCAGAGAAUUUUUACCUGGGGUGACAAGUGGAUCCUCUGAAGGUGGAAGGCCCACUGUGCUGGGUUGGCACCACCCAGUCCCACCAGGAUGGCCGCUCUCUGCAUCUGAAGGCAGAGUGAGCUCUGUCCCAGGACUGCACCCCACUCAGCCUUCUGCCUCCUUGUAUCCCAUGAGGCUAGGGCCUGUUGCUCCCUUUCAGUCUCCAGAGCUGUGCUGUAUCAGCUCAGUGGCUCUGAGAGAGGAGUGUCCCACCACAGUCCCACCCUCCUUCCCUCUGGACAUGAGAGACCAGAAGUUUCAAAUGGGGAUCUCAUGUACUUGAUUGACAUCAGCCCCAGAGGGCACUGAGACUUGACCCACAGUCCAUGGGAACAUCCUCCCUUGGCACUUUUCACAGCCAUACCCCUCCCAGCACACCCAAGCCCAGGUGAGCUGGCUCAGACCCCUCCCAGGGGCCAGGGCCUCAGAGACCUCUCAUGUGGAGCCUACUGGCCAGGGUGGGGCCUGCCACCUGCUCCUGCAUUUCAUGGGGCACAAACCCCUCAGUAGCCCCAAUCUUCUGCUGGCCUGUGACACUGAGCCUGACUCAUGUCCAGACCUGUGACUUUUCCUUAUGGAAAGCAGCAUGAAGGCCCUUCUGCGCCUUCUGGGAGUGUGUGUGCAAAGUGUGUGUGUGUGGUGUGUGUGGUGUGCAGGUGUGCACAUGUGUGUUGAAUGACAGAGUGCUCAGGAGGCUGUGUCCAGGGUUGAGUGAACCCCUGCUUUGUCCUACAUCUGGUGGGCAUCCCCCCUGCCCAGGACACCUGGACUUUGUCUCCGGUAGCCUGACUAGCAAAAGGCUGGCAAGUCUUUCUAGAAACCUACGCACUGCCUGGCCCGUCUGCAGUUGCAGACACUUCCUUAACAGGAGCAGGUCGUGCACCUGCUGUUCCUUCCAGGGGUACCUGUCUCCUUCCACACAGGUCUGUGUUGUGUCUGAACCUAGUGCAUCUGUUGUGUCUGUGUAGUGUCUUUGUGUCACCGUUCUCGUGGGUGUCUGCACGGUUCCCGGUCGCCGUUCUGUGGCGCAUCGCUCUCACAGAGGGUGCGGAUCAGGCGGCAUGCCGCAUGUUGUCGUCUAGCAGUGGCUUUUUCUUAGAUAAUUGUGCUUCCUCAGUGCCCGUUGGGUUGUGGCAUCCUUGGAUCUGCGGGGAUCUCCUGUUUGCAUGUUCCUCGGGGUGGUGUGUUCCUUGCUCCUUUGGUCCUAUGCGUGUUCCCUUGCCUGCAUGGACUUCUCCGGUUCUGUGUUGUGUGCUGAGUGCUGCCCAGUGUUCUGUGAUCACCCAUGUAGCUACCGUAAAACGGCUGGGUAAACAAACCAGGGGUGUCUGGGAGGUCAAGAGAGAGAUCAGAGUCCCUCUCUCCUCCCUCUCCCCAGACACACCAGGAAGUAUCUCUAACAUGUAGAUUGAGCACAAGCCUGAAUGGUCCCCAUGGUUGGGAGAGAGAGCACGAGCUUGGAUCACCUUUCCAGACCAGAUCGAGCCCCACCCUCACUCUAGCCGUCUGGGAGCCACCAUCAGGCAAAGCCCAGAGCCGGCUGUGCCCGGUGCACUCCUGCCAGCCCCUGCCACCAGCCCCAGCCCCUGCCAAUGCGGACCCCAGACCACCUGCACCCAGAUAGGUGAGGUGGGAGCUGUCCGUUCAGGACCACAAGCCAUCCUCUGCCCUGGCUAGAGGGCAGAGCACACCCUAGUGCUUAUGCCUCUGCCCUUCUGCCUAUCGGCCCCUCCUCCCUUCUCCUCUCCCCUGUCGCACCCAUGGUGCCAGGGACAGAAGCUUACACCUAGCUCCCGCCCCACCCCUAACUGGAGUCCGUGCCAAGCCCCUCCCCUCCUUCACUGUGUUCACACUUGGCACUUUGCUGGCCUCAAGAAAGGUAGAUGACAGCCACAAAUCUAAUCCACAUAGUUUCCAUCGACUCCGUAAUCUGAUUGAUGUUCCCCUUGCACUGAAUAAUACAUGCCUCUCUCAGGUAAGCCAUUUUAUAAAACCAGAAGGUAAAACACACUGUCCAGACAGUGUUUGCUUUUGCUGAUGGUGUCGGACAGCACCCUGGGCGUCGGGGUGGGAGAGCUGCCACGGAGGCUCCCCGGGCCUUGGGGGGCUGAGAUCCCACUUGAAUAAGCCUUCUUGCUUUUGAUAACACAGUAUUAUUUCUCUUACUGUAGAAGAAAAAGUUUAUUACCAAACAAGAGUAUUUUUAUGAAUGAAUAGGACAAACCUAUAAAUUAUCUCAACCUAUAUCUCCCUCGAAGAUACUUUCAGGCUCCGCCAAAAUGUAGGACUGAAAGCAUGUAUUUUGGAAGAAAGAGAUACAUUUUGUAUGCUUUCUUUUCCUUUUGUAGAUUUCCAGUUUAUUUUCUAAGACUGCAAAGAUCACUUUGUCACCAGCCCUGGGACCUGAGACAAGGGGGUGUCUUGUGGGCAGUGAGGGGGAAGGAGAGGCUGGCCUGAGGUUCAUAGCCAUCCCAAUGAGCUCCAGUGAGGGGCCACCAGUUCUCAAAGGUGUGUUGGGGACUAGGAGAUCAAAAAAGGCUUUUGAUGGUGGGCUCUGUCCUGGAGCUGACUGGUUAAGUGGAAUGAGUUGAGGAUUUGAAUUCCAGUUCCAACCUUGCUGGAAGAAACUAGAGUUCUUAUGGUCAGCAUCAGGGGCCUAGAACCCUUAGGAAUCCAAGUGUGGCUUGAAGCAGUCGUGACUUCAUCUCUUAAAACACAGCGUGCAAAUUUACUCAGCUACUGACGGGAAAUGUAUUGCUUCUGUGCGCAGUGGACUUAACGUGCAAUUUGUUAAAAGGGAACAAGUCAUUGAGAAACAAAAGCCCAAUACUUAGAGUCCCAAUUUUGUCUUAUUUGCCAAAAAAAGCAACCCCCCAGAGUUGAUAUUGUUACAAUGUACAUACUGUAAAAUAGGAGAGAAUUGAUGUAUCUUACUUUUUCAUUAUUUGCUAACCAAAGCUGUACAUUUUUCAUACAAUCUGCAGCCUUUUGGGUAUCAAAGGGGUUAAAAAAAAUCCCCUCCCAUCAGCCAUUCUGGAAAUGCUCUAUUUCUACUGGUAUUCUUGCUUUCUUUCUUUUUUUCCCAUUUUCUUGCUGAGAUGACAUGAAUUGUUGAGUUUAUUUUUACACAGUAAAGAGUGAAGAAAGAC
This is a messenger RNA of Nannospalax galili (Upper Galilee mountains blind mole rat), 5116 nucleotides long. RefSeq names its product neuronal pentraxin 1 (gene Nptx1). The record is from RefSeq and is a predicted model, not a curated record. NCBI's taxonomy places the organism in Eukaryota, Metazoa, Chordata, Mammalia, Rodentia, Spalacidae. Gene Ontology annotation, cellular component: neuron projection; plasma membrane. Gene Ontology annotation, biological process: axonogenesis involved in innervation. The transcript is spliced from 5 exons. Bases 86 to 1384 code for a protein of 432 amino acids.